GCCGCGGUUCCCGGCCGGGCGGGCGCCAUGGCGCGGGAAGCCGCCUUCGUGCUGCGCUACCUGGCCGAGGUGGAGGAGCUGGCGGAGGAGGUGCUGGCGGGGCGGCGGCAGAUUGUGGACUUGGAUCUAAAGCGGAAUCAGAACCGAGAAGCUCUCAGGGCUUUGCAGAAGGACCCAGACCCUUCUGAUAAAGCAAUGGUUUGCUUUGGAAACAUGUUUAUUCAGCUUCCAAAAUCAAAGACUAAGGAAAUGAUUCAGAAAGAUCAGGAGCACUUGGACGAGGAAAUAAACCAACUUCGGAAAGAGCUGAGAGUGAAGGUCAACCGUCUCUUUGAAGCUCAAGGUAAACCUGAGCUGAAAGGAUUUAACUUGAACUCCAUGACCCAUGAGGAAAUGAGAGCAAUCAAUCAGAUACUGGAAGGACAAAACUAGACCUUCAUCGUAGAGACUUCAGUGUUGCUGAUAAGGUGCAUUCAGACUCACUCACAGUGCAAAAUCUGUGGACAAUCCCCAGAUUUCUUGUGAAGACAUAUUUACUCCUGGUAUCUCUCGAGUGGUACAUUUCCUAAGAACCAUUUGGCUUCUGAAAUCUUUUCAUGGUAGUAAUCAUUCAACUCCAGUGUUGGUCAUGGAUUAGACACUGCAAUUUGCAGACACAAGUGCUAGAACACUGGCCCUUUUAGUUAUUUGACAGCCUGCCAUCCCUGGGGUGGGAGUGAGAUUCUCAGAAUCAGAGGAGCAGGACAUUCCUAACUGCAUCUCUUUUAUGUAUGAACUUCUGUAACUUGGCUCCACAGCUAGUGCAUUCUAUUGCCAGGGAAGGGAGUAGGAGGAAAAGAACUGUGAAUCUAUAGUGUCUUCAAAAAAUAAAUAAAGAAACUUUGAGUUGUGUAAGC
Messenger RNA from Gopherus evgoodei (Goodes thornscrub tortoise), 896 nucleotides. RefSeq names its product p53 and DNA damage regulated 1 (gene PDRG1). The transcript has 5 exons. The record is from RefSeq and is a predicted model, not a curated record. Gene Ontology annotation, biological process: protein folding. Bases 28 to 432 code for a protein of 134 amino acids. Gene Ontology annotation, cellular component: prefoldin complex. Lineage: Eukaryota; Metazoa; Chordata; Testudines; Testudinidae.